Molecule: messenger RNA, 624 nt
Organism: Saccoglossus kowalevskii
Lineage: Eukaryota; Metazoa; Hemichordata; Enteropneusta; Harrimaniidae
Product: m7GpppN-mRNA hydrolase NUDT17-like
Biological process (GO): NAD+ catabolic process; NADP+ catabolic process
Cellular component (GO): cytosol; peroxisome
Molecular function (GO): NADH pyrophosphatase activity
Source: RefSeq, a predicted model, not a curated record
AUGGCAACUCCGUCGAGUUCACGUGUUUGGGUUUAUCUUCGUAAAGGAGUUGAAAACAAACCACAAUUGGCGAAGUUUAUACAGAGACCAUCAUUCUGUCCAAUUCAUUGCAUCAAAUCAGAUCAGAUUAGUGCUGUAUCUGAGUCAGUCCUGCAGCGUGGAGUUGAUGUUGGUGUAGUUACGUUAUUGAGAACCAAGGAUAAGAGAACCCUACUUACGAGAAGAGCCCAACAUCUGAGAAUCUUCCCUGGUAUAUGGGUUCCUCCUGGUGGACAUGUAGAGCUAGGAGAAAGUUUAUUUGAAGCUGGUCUCAGAGAAUUACAUGAAGAAACUGGUCUCUCACUGAAUCCCAAGGAAUGCCCUGGCAAAAUAAUUUGUUUGUGGGAGUCUGUCUAUCCACCCUAUUUAUCCAGAGGUUUACCAACACGACAUCAUAUAAUUGUGUAUAUGAGCAUAAGUGUAGACCAAUGUCACGAUGACCUUGAUAAAAAUAUCCAUUUACAACGUAGUGAAGUAGAAGCAUCUGCAUGGCUGGAUGAGAUGACCGUUCAAGCUAUUGUCGCUACUGAUGAAGAAAGUGCAAUAGAAGCAAAGAAGUGCAAUUUACCAGAAAAUUUUCUGUGA